Messenger RNA from Cyprinodon variegatus (sheepshead minnow), 1077 nucleotides. Its product is annotated as apolipoprotein A-I-like. Lineage: Eukaryota; Metazoa; Chordata; Actinopteri; Cyprinodontiformes; Cyprinodontidae. Gene Ontology annotation, cellular component: high-density lipoprotein particle; blood microparticle; chylomicron. Gene Ontology annotation, biological process: cholesterol homeostasis; cholesterol biosynthetic process; lipoprotein metabolic process. The coding region runs from base 74 to 841 and encodes 255 amino acids. The transcript has 4 exons. Gene Ontology annotation, molecular function: phospholipid binding; phosphatidylcholine-sterol O-acyltransferase activator activity; cholesterol binding. The record is from RefSeq and is a predicted model, not a curated record.
AGCAUUAACAGUUCAGCACAAGCACAACCAAGUGGACUUACAGACAAUCUUGUAAACUCAGGUUCUAAGAGCCAUGAAGGUCCUUGCAGUGCUCGUCCUUGCUGUUUUCACCGGCUGCAAUGCCAACCUCUUCUAUGCUGAUGCUCCCAAGCCACAGCUGGAGGUAAUGACUGAUGCUUUCUGGGACUAUGUUGGAAAGGCCACUCAGACAGCUGAUGACACCCUCCAGAUGAUCAGGAAAUCCCAGUUGGGCCAGGAUAUCAGCACCCGUCUCACAGAGAGCGCUGAAUCAGCCAGCCAGUAUGCAGUGUCCCUGCAGGAGCAGCUCCCAACUGGAGCCCAGGAAAUGAUUAACAGAGUUACCACAGAGGCUGAAGUGUUGAGAGAGCGCUUGAACAACGACCUGAACAAUGCCCGAGAGAAGCUGGAGCCCUACACUGAGACCCUGAAGGCCCAGAUCCAACAGAGAGUGGAUCAGCUCAAGCAAGAGCUGGCCCCCUUCACUGACAGUUUGGACACUGACACCCUGAGGACCACUGUGAUCCAGAAAAGUGAGGAGCUGAAGGCUCAGCUGGAGCAGAGUGUCCAGGACCUGCAGACUCAGCUGGGUCCCUACACCGAUGACCUUAAGCAGAAGGUGGACCAGCACAUGGAGGAAUUCAAACAGAAAGUCACUCCCCUGACUGGCAGAGUCCAGGAUGAGCUCACACUGAGAGCCCAGCAAGUAAAGGAGAUCGCCACCCCAUACGUGGACAACCUGAGGGAGAGGCUGGACCCCUAUGCCCAGGAUCUCCAGUCUCGUCUCACAUCCCUCUAUGAAUCCUACAUCAAAACCAACUAAGUCAAACUCCAACUGACUCUGAACACAAAGAAACAGCAUCAAUUUAAACAGAUUAUUUUUCUCCCUGAUUCCAUAAAUAUGACAGUGCAACAACUUUAGUUAACCUGUCUGGAAAAAGGGCAGUUGUUAUUCCACAUAUUAACGAUGUGAAGAAAGGUAAUAUAUAACAAAUGUUUGUUGGUCUGUGACCACAUGGUGUCUGCUCCCUAAUUUAUGAAAAUAAAAAACAAAAGCAA